Nipponia nippon (crested ibis) is the source of this 1133-nucleotide messenger RNA. The record is from RefSeq and is a predicted model, not a curated record. Lineage: Eukaryota; Metazoa; Chordata; Aves; Pelecaniformes; Threskiornithidae.
AUGUCCGAUCCUGAAAGGUGUAUUCAACCUACAAUUCAGAGUUCCCAGAACCCUGCAGAAGGCAAAAAAAAAAAAAAAGCCUCGGAAUGUGAAAAAAAUGGAGAUGUCAAGAAGAGAAGGUCAAAUCAGGCAGAUGUCCCCGAUAAUCUUCGUCAAGAAGCAGAAGCAUGCUAUCGGCUUAGACUGCCUGAAGACUUCUAUCAGUUUUGGAAGUUUUGUGAGGAACUAGAUCCUGAGAAACCAAGUGAUGCACUUGUGUCAAGUGUUGGACUUACACUGGUUGGACCAUAUGAUAUUCUUGCUGGAAAACACAAAAAAGCAAAAUCAACAGAUGUGGACUUCAAUCUUCAUUGGAGAUUCUUCUAUGAUCCUCCAGAAUUCCAGACUAUACUUGUUGGCGAUAGCAAAACACAGUAUCACAUGGGAUACUUCAGGGAUGUGCCAGAUGAGCUCCCGGUGUGGGUUGGUGCAAAUGAAGCUAAGAAGGGCUGCGUGAUUUCACAAGUUGGUGAUAAUGUCUUUGCUGCAGUCAAAUUAUUUUUGUCAAAAAAACUUAAGGAAGUGACUGAUAAAAAGAAAAACGCUAUUUUGAAAGACAUAGAUGAAAAGCUAACAAGAACAGCAAAAGAACUGGGUUAUUCUCUGGAACAAAAAACCAUGAAGAUGAAACAGAGAGAUAAGAAAGUGGUGACCAAAGCAUUUCAUGGAGCAGGCCUAGUUGUUCCUGUAGACAAAAAUGAUGUUGGAUACAGAGAACUCCCUGAAACAAAUGCUAAUCUUAAAAAAAUCUGUAAGGCCAUUGUUGAUGCACCUACUGAUGAUGAGAGACUGAAGGCCUUUGCACCCAUUCAAGAAAUGCUCACCUUUGUUCAGUUUGCUAAUGAUGAAUGUGACUAUGGAAUGGGAUACGAACUGGGUAUGGACCUGUUUUGCUAUGGAUCACAUUACUUCCACAAGACGGUGGGCCAGCUGCUGCCUCUGGCUUACAGCCUGCUGAAGAGGGGCCUCUUCGCCGAGAUCAUCCAGUCGCACCUGGCCAGCCGGCGGGAGGAGGAGGUGGACCGGCUCGCGCCCUGAGGCGGCCGGCCGCGCGCUCCGGGCCCGGGCUUCGCUUUGUGUUGCCGCGUGCGCGC